UACCCAACCCCACCUUACGUUUCUUUAUAUAUUUUCUUCUUCCAAAGUCACUUUUUUCCUUAACUUUUUCUCUCCACCCAAACGAAGCGUUUCGCAGAAGGUUCUUCCUUAUCCAUUUUUAGGGUUCCAAUUCUCCAUCGAAACCCUUAAUCAGGAUCAGGUCUGAAUAGUUUGUUUGGUUGGAUCUUCUGCUUCGGAGAGCCAAAUUUCAUGUCUGAACUAGACGCAGCUAUUCCUACUGCCUUUGAUCCUUUUGCUGAGGCAAAUGCUGAGGACUCUGGUGCUGGGUCAUCAAAGGAGUACGUGCAUAUUCGUAUACAACAGCGGAAUGGUAGGAAAAGUUUGACAACUGUCCAAGGAUUGAAGAAGGAGUUCAGCUAUAACAAGAUUCUUAAAGACCUUAAGAAGGAGUUCUGCUGCAAUGGUACAGUUGUUCAGGAUCCAGAACUAGGACAGGUUAUUCAACUUCAAGGUGAUCAAAGGAAGAAUGUAUCUACCUUCCUAGUCCAGGAUGGAGACAAUUUUUUUUUAUUCAAUUUCCCCCCCACUUGUGGACAUGAACAGGCUGGUAUCGUGAAGAAGGAGCAUAUUAAGAUUCAUGGUUUCUGAGCUGCUGGGAACAAAAGAGUUAAGUGGUAUCUAGCUCACUUCGAGUUGAGCAUAUAUGUGAUUGUGGUAUUUCUUGUGUUCUGGUUUUAACAUUUGUAAUGUGGGAUAUGACAUUAUGUGCUAUCUCCUGCAAUAACAUGUAUCAAAGCACUUUGUCAGAGUUAAAUACAACUUCAUUUCGCUUA
Molecule: messenger RNA, 794 nt
Organism: Lotus japonicus
Lineage: Eukaryota; Viridiplantae; Streptophyta; Magnoliopsida; Fabales; Fabaceae
Product: protein translation factor SUI1 homolog
Exons: 5
Coding region: 211-609 (132 amino acids)
Biological process (GO): translational initiation
Molecular function (GO): translation initiation factor activity; RNA binding
Source: RefSeq, a predicted model, not a curated record